UCCAUUCCAUUCCCGUCCAUUCCAGCGCUUAUAAGAACAUGACGACCAACAACAAGAAGAUGCGGAAAUAAAACAAGUUUCUCAAGACACUACAAAGAUAAUCUAAUAAUGGCGAACAGAAAUCCUGACAACAGUUUAACAACGCCUAAAGAAUGCAUUAAAGGAUUGCCUGAUUUCGGAUGGCGUGUCAAACUCGACUAUGAAUGCACUGAAAAAUGUAAACCUUUCCAGUCACCCAGACUCAGCCAAAUUCCAUCACUUGUUGGUCUUGGAUUAAGGUAUACAGUUCAUACACUAAAAUGUUAUUCCAAAGGACGACGACCUCAUAUGGACUUUGUAAAUCCAGUUCUCCAUAAGCCUAUGUAUGGCUGCCCUAUCGGUGGGAUAGGUGCAGGAUCCAUCGGGCGGGGCUAUCGCGGGGAGUUCUGCCGGUUUCACAUGGUGCCCGGCAUGUAUGACUAUCACAUUGUUCAGGCAGACAGUUUUAUUGUAACGAUCCGUAAAGGAGGGCAAACUGUGUAUCAGAAGGUGUUAACGGGUCACCGUGUUAACAAGACCCUCAAGCUGUGGGAGUGGGGGUUUCCUCUGGGGCAGGGGACAUACCAGGCCCUGUACCCUCGGGCAUGGACUGUCUACAGUAUACCCGAGCACAACAUCAGGCUCCUGUGUCGACAGAUAUCACCAGUUAUUGCUCACAACUAUGAGGACUCGUCAUACCCAAUGGCUGCGUUCAUCUGGGAGGUGGAGAAUGAGGGCAAGGAAGACCUUGAUGUUGCCAUCACUUUCACAUUCAAGAAUGGUACAGGUGGAAAGAAGGACUUCCAUGGCGGGUGUUGGACGGAGAGUUUCCAACACACAGAGGAUGGUGUUGACCCAGUCACUGGUGUUAUGAUUCAUCAACGCAUGCAGGAUAUGCCCUGUACAUAUGCAGUAUCUGCAAAAGAAACUUCGGGAGUUUCUGUGAGCCACUGCCUUAACUUUGACCCCCAGGGGAAUGGGGCUGAGGUGUGGACAGAACUGCUCAACAAUGGCACACUCAAAUCUAAACAAGGCAGCAGUGAGAAGACAAAGAAGGGUAAGGAUGUCGCAGCAGCCGUGUCCCUCCUCUGUACAGCCACCCCGGGAACCACACAAACGCUAGAGUUUGGUCUCACCUGGGACAUGCCUGUCAUCCACUUCAGGGCCAAGGAAGUGCAAUAUUCUAGGCGCUAUGCUAAAUGGUUUGGGAAAUCUGGAGAUGCAUCACCCAAGAUGGCUGCCUACUGCCUGCAGCAUUACCUAUCCUGGGAGCAGCAGAUAGAGGCUUGGCAGGGUCCUACCCUUAACUCCAGAAAAAUACCUGCGUGGUACAAGGCUUUGCUGUUUAACGAGCUGUACUACGUCAGUGAUGGCGGCACAGUCUGGCUCCAUCCGCUAGAGCUGCCUGAAGAUGAUGAAGAACUCGAUGAAGAAAAUGUCGUUGAUGAAUAUGGGAAAUUUGCUUAUCUAGAAGGUCACGAGUACCGGAUGUACAACACUUAUGAUGUUCACUUCUACGCAUCGUUUGCCUUGAUAAUGUUGUGGCCUAAACUUCAGCUCUCUCUACAGUAUGAUCUGGCCAAGGCAGUGGUGCAUGAGAAUCCGGAGGUGUUCAAGUACUGUAUGGGCGGUCACACCGGGCUGCGGAAAGUCCGCUUCACUGUCCCUCACGACAUGGGAGAUCCAGAGGAUGAGCCAUGGGUGCGAGUAAAUUCUUACAACAUCCACCCAACAGCCGACUGGAAGGAUCUUAACCUCAAGUUCAUCCUGCAGGUGUACCGGGAUUACCACGCCACCAGUGACGAGGCCUACCUCAAGUCCAUGUACCCUGUCAUGAAGACAUUGGUUGAACGUAGUCUACUUUGGGAUAAGGACAAUGAUGGCCUCAUAGAGAAUGGUGGUUUUGCUGACCAGACAUUUGAUGCCUGGAUUGUUGAGGGAGCAAGUGCAUACUGUGGAGGCAUGUGGGUGUGUGCCCUGCGCAUGUUUGUGCAGGCGGGGCGUAUCCUGGGCCACACAGAGGACGUAGAGAAGUAUACAGAAACUCUCAACAAGGCCAAGGAGUCGUACGAGAUCAAACUUUGGAAUGGAAAGUACUACAACUAUGACUGCAGCAGCCAUGGUUACCAUGACAGUGUGAUGGCCGACCAGUUGGCGGGCAACUGGUACAUGCGGGCCGCCGGUAUAUCAGACAAAACAGUGUUUCCUCCUGAUCACGUGAAGUCCGCACUGGAGACAGUUUACAAGAACAAUGUGAUGGGGUUUGCGGAUGGAAACAUGGGGGCCAUAAACGGAACACGUCCAGACGGCAAGAAGGACAUCACAAGCUGUCAGUCAGAGGAGUUCUGGACAGGGGUCACGUCGUCACUGGCUGCUCAGAUGGUACAAGAGGACAUGUUGGAGGAAGCGUUCCAGACUCUGUGGGGCAACUACAACGUGUGUUGGGAGUGGCUGGGUCUCAUGUUCCAGUCCCCAGAGGCCUACAUGACUAGCAAACACUUCCGCUCCCUCGGCUACAUGCGCGCACUGGCCGUGUGGGCCGUACAGUGGGCUCUGGAGAAGUACCAACCACAGCUUUUCCCAGAAGAAGCGAAGUCAGGGAGCUCAGGGGCGGGGGAUAGUGGGGGUCUCACAGGGGCAAGGAGUAGCAGUGGUACGGAACCCCCAAAAGGAGAUGAUAGUAGUGGGACACAACUGCCCAUUGGGGAAGGUGAAGGGAGUGCCAGUGGGAUGGAUGGAGACAAGACCGACAGCGAAGCCAUCAGUGGGAAGGAUAUACUGGUAGCAGAGAGAUAAUAUAUGUAGUACAUGAGGUAGAUAGGAUCUCAACUGCCUUUCAAUGUUGUAUAUGAUACCAAAUCAGAAAAUAGCAUUAUUGUAGCAGCAUUUGGUAGCCUAUCCUGAUAAGAUCAAUAUAAAGUUCAAAACCAAAACAAAAGGUUUUAAGACUUUAAGAAAUGUUUGCAGAAUGCUUAUGUAAUAGGAUGUUUAUAAAAUAAUUUAUUUAGCCUAAUUAAAUGAUUUGUUUAGCCUAUGCAAAUUGUUUCGGGUUUUGAAUAACAAAAUGAUUAUUUCACACAAUGUUCAUCCUCAUUGUGAUAUUUUCAGGUUGUAACUGGCAUUAUUGUGUUAUAAAUGUACAAGUAUCUCUGGACAUAAAAUGAUUUAUUACUAUUACUUAUAUUGUUUAUGGAUUUAUGCUUCUGUACUUCUGUGUGCUUGAACCCUGUUUGAAGAAAAAAGGGUAACCAAACACAUCUGUGAAAUGUUUAAGCUUGAUGAAACACAUAGUCGGCAAUGUGUAGGGAGCCAUCACCACUACAGUCAGGUAGUCCCACUGUCUCAAUAACUAGAAAUAUCAAUCAUUACUCACAACAUAGAGGCAUCAUCUUAACUCACUUUAAUCUGCCACUAUGUUUAAUAUGGAUUGUUUUGAAAAUCCGCAUUUAUUGGCAAAUCUUCAUACAGCUAUAAGUUAUCACAAGCAGGUGUGGUGUAUAAAGCUUGCCAUGUGUACGUCAUUCCUACAGUCAGUCCUCAGAGCCAUCUUGUGUUCUCUUCAAUACACAGAUGACACAAACUGUUUAUUUUCUGUUUGUGUUUAUUUGCCUCUACUAAUUAUAUGGAAUAGUAUCUGUACACACUGUAUGUAACAAAGACCUUAUAUAUGCAUAGCAUAUAGAUGUACCUGUUAUUUUAAUUGUGUAUUAAAAAAAUAUAUAAUUUAGUUUUUAUGACUCCUCUGAAGGAGCAAUUUUGUACAUCAAAAUCUGUUUGUAUGUUUUCACAAUUGUUUUGUUAUUCAGUUGCUGCCAUGUUGUAUGCCCUUGUGAUCACUUGUUGGGGUUGUUGCAACCCUUAAAACUGUGGGUUGUUGAUCAUUACAUGUUUAUUGUCUUGAACUAAUAUGACCUGGGCUUACCCUAGGCACGUGGGAGAUGUUGUAGGACGAGUUCAGUCACCAGGUCUUAAACAACCAAAGUAAAUUUAUUACAUGUUGCCCAUAAAGGUUAAUCCAUUUUAAUUUGUUAAAUGUAUUUAUAACUUUUGUCUAUCUAGAAACUGCAUUCAUCAUUGCCAAUCAAUUAACCCUUGUAAACAAGGUGGUGAAAAGUACUGUUUGUUGUUUAGCUUUAUUGUGACAAAGCUAACAGCUUUAAUGUGUUAUAAAUCAAUAUGAUAUUCCUGGGUAGGCCUUAUUUAAAGUAGCAUUGAAAAGUCUACUUGGAUUGAAAUCAUAACCUUGUUGAUGGAUUCCCCAUUAAAAUAGAUUAAUCUGGACAGUUCAGGAUUUCUUUAAGUCAUUUGAGAUCUGGAUAAAACACUGAAACUAGAGAUAAAAAGUAGCUACCCAAAACAGUGGGUUAACAUGGAAUAAUUGUGACCUCAGUCUGAAUUGAGACAGAAAAAUGAAUCUCGGUAUAGUUCUAAAUUCUAGCAAUGUUGAUGGUAAAUAUCACCUGACCAGGUAUGAUCAAUUAGUUUGAUAAUUGAUAUACAUGUAAUAAAAUUUCAAAUAAUAAUGAUAUCAUCUGUCAUUUUCUCUUCCUGCCCUGAUGAUGGUGUAUUCAUAAAUGGUAGUACCACAUAGCGCCAUAUGUUUAUCCAUAAUAAACUAUUUCCAAAAUGACUGAAAGGAAGAACAAUUGAUUUUGGUCCAAAAAAAAUCAACUAAAACUCACCUGUUAGACCUACAACUGACAAACCUCAAGCUGCAACACUUUUCCACUUGACUAUGGUAUGCCCUGGUGCUGUGUGUACAUUUAUGUAAUUAGCUUGGUUUUGAAAUGUGACAUUGUUCAUGUUUUAUGGUAUUGUUGAAAAAAAGUCAGCCUUGUUUUUCAACGGGAUUAACAUACACAUGUACAUCAUUGUUCCAAUGACCCUGUUAUAGUCUUAUGUAAUUGAGAGGUAUGUGUUUUAUUAUUAAUUAAUUGAAAUGUUGUGAUGAGGAGCAGAAAUGAUAAUAUAGAUAUUAAUAGGUGAUACUUAUUGUGAUACACAUAAUAUCAUCAAUGUUUUUACCAACAAUACCCUCCCCUAUUUAUCAUUUCUUUUUAAUACAUAGUCAUGGGUAACUUGUCUGUGUAUCAUAUAUAAUUGUCCUGUAUAAAAACAGUGAGAGAAUUAUCAUAAUGCCAUUAGGAGCCUCCCUUCUCAAGGUAUAUUGUCCAGAUCUGGGUCAAGGCAGAGCUUUGUGUGGAUCGCUAUACAUUUAGCUGACAAUGUGUGGCAGAUUUAAGCCAUACUUUGGGAUUGAUUAAGAAUUAAUUCCAGAAUAAGGUUUACAUGACGUCAUAGCAUCUAAUAUCUCGGUGACAGAGUGACCUGGCAUGUUAUGUAUCUGUGGUUCAUUUGUUAUUGCACCGAGUGACCUGGCAUUGCUAUGUAUCUGUGGUUCACUGGUUAUUGCACUGAGUGACCUGGCAUUGAUGUGUAUCUGUGGUUCACUUGUUAUUGCACCGAGUGAACUUGCAUUGAUGUGUAUCUGUGGUUCACUUAUCUUUGCACCAAGUGACCUGGCAUUGAUGUGUAUCUAUGGUUCACUUGUUAUUGCACAGAGUAACCUGGCUUGAUAUGUAUCUGUGGUUCAUUUGUUAUUGCACCGAGUAACCUGGCUUGAUAUGUAUCUGUGGUUCACUUGUUAUUGCACCGAGUAACCUGGCUUGAUAUGUAUCUGUGGUUCACUUGUUAUUGCACCGAGUAACCAGACUUGAUGUGUAUCUGUGGUUCACUUGUCAUUGCACCAAGUGACCUGGCAUUGAUGUGUAUCUAUGGUUCACUUGUUAUUGCACCGAGUAACCUGGCUUGAUAUGUAUCUGUGGUUCACUUGUUAUUGCACCGAGUAACCUGGCUUGAUGUGUAUCUGUGGUUCACUUGUCAUUGCACCAAGUGACCCGGCAUUGAUGUGUAUCUGUGGUUCACUUGUCUUUGCACCCAGUGACCUGGCAUGUACAUGUAUCUGUGGUUCACUGGUUAUUUCACCGAGUGACCUGGCAUUGAUGCGUAUCUGUGUUUCACUUGUUAUUGCACCGAGUAACCAGGCUUGAUGUGUAUCUAUGGUUCACUGGUUAUUGCACCGUGUUACCUUGCAUGUAUCUGUGGUUCACUUGUCAUUGCACCGAGUGACCUGGCAUUAAUGUGUAUCUGUGUUUCACUGGUUAUUGCACCGAGUGACCUGGCUUGAUAUGUAUCUGUGGUUCACUGGUUAUUUCACCGAGUGACCUGGCAUUGAUGGGUAUCUGUGUUUCACUUGUUAUUGCACCGAGUAACCAGGCAUUAAUGUGUAUCUGUGUUUCACUGGUUAUUGCACCGAGUGACCUGGCUUGAUAUGUAUCCGUGGUUCACUGGUUAUUUCACCGAGUGACCUGGCAUUGAUGUGUAUCUGUGGUUCACUUGGCAUUGCACACUAUUGAGUGAAGAUAGCAAGGCAGUGUGUCCUCUUGCAAUUAAUACAGAUUUGGUUGUAUGAAACACCUGUUUAAAAAUAUGUUCUGUCCAUCAAUAGUUGAUAAUUUUUUAUUACUGUUUUAUUUUGGAAUGCUGUAUGCUUGUUAUGUAUAAGUUGUGCGUAUGGGUGGGUGUGUAGGUGCGUGCAUUUAUAUGUGUGUUAUGAAAGUUAUGAAAGAAUUAAAUCACUUUAACAACUGUUUCAAGUGUAUAAAUUUGUAAUAAUAUUAUUGAAUUUGCCAUAGUUAUUAUGAUGUAAUGUGUAUUUUAAAAUAUAUGUAAAAAUAUGUAUGAUGUUCUCCAAAAUAAUAUACCAUUGGUUUAACUAUAAGCCCUUGAGCUACAAAAAAGAAACAAUUUAAAAUUUGAUUUAACUCCUUUUAUAUGGUUUGAAUGGUAGUUAAGACAUAAGCUACGAUAUUGAUGUCUAAAAGUACUAUAACAUGUUGUUUAUAUCUUCAUUAACUUCUUAUUGAUCUGUAGAUUUUUGGAGGGCAGUUGAUUUUAUUUAUAGAAUAUUGCAAAUGUGUUUACACUGUUAAUAAAUUUGAAUCCUCGCUGGAGACCUGCCACCAUCUGUCCUUAACACACCUUGUUCAUUUGGUUCCACUUUACAGCCUAUCACGUUUUUAUUAUUGGCUGAUGAAGAGUUUAUUUCUCAAUUCAGUUUUAUUAAAAUCUCUAAUCUUUCACACCAAAGAAGCAGAUCAUUGUAAAGGAUUUAAUUUUUGACUGAGUAUAGUUUUGACAUUAUGUUUUGUUUUGCGACAUUCUUGUUUGAGUUUCAAGCAGUUUACUUCAAGAAAAUAUUAAACGAUGUCCCUUCUAUUGCUUUAUACCAUUCAGUUUUGCAUAUUUGAUAUGGACUGAAAUUUGAUCAAUAUUUUUCACCUGCUUCAUUUAUAUCCCUUCUGUGCAAUAUUAGCCGUUGUUUUGUUUGUAUACAGAAACAUGUAUUCAUGUGUUUUUUGACAGUCAGAAAUGAAUAUUCAUGUGUUUGUGGACAGUCAGGUCAGAAACAUGUAUUCAUAUGUUUGUCAACAGUCAGAAAUGUAUAUGCAUGUGUUUGUGGACAGUCAGGUCAGAAACAUGUAUUCAUAUGUUUGUCAACAGUCAGAAAUGUAUAUGCAUGUGUUUGUGGACAGUCAGGUCAGAAACAUGUAUUCAUAUGUUUGUCAACAGUCAGAAAUGUAUAUGCAUGUGUUUGUGGACAGUAAAACUGUAAUGUAUAUUCAUGUGUUUUAAGGCUGUCAGGAAUGUGUAAAUAAACAGUCAGGAACGUAUAUUCAUGAGUAUCAUAGCUCUAGCCUCACGCUUGUAUCACUUUAACUGCAAAUAAUAAAUGUUUUCCCUUGC
Mya arenaria is the source of this 7824-nucleotide messenger RNA. Its product is annotated as non-lysosomal glucosylceramidase-like. Lineage: Eukaryota; Metazoa; Mollusca; Bivalvia; Myida; Myidae. Gene Ontology annotation, biological process: carbohydrate metabolic process; glucosylceramide catabolic process. The record is from RefSeq and is a predicted model, not a curated record. The transcript has 18 exons. Gene Ontology annotation, cellular component: membrane. Bases 109 to 2814 code for a protein of 901 amino acids. Gene Ontology annotation, molecular function: beta-glucosidase activity; glucosylceramidase activity.